Messenger RNA from Aspergillus eucalypticola CBS 122712, 888 nucleotides. RefSeq names its product SDR family NAD(P)-dependent oxidoreductase. The transcript has a single exon. The record is from RefSeq and is a predicted model, not a curated record. Gene Ontology annotation, molecular function: oxidoreductase activity, acting on the CH-OH group of donors, NAD or NADP as acceptor. Lineage: Eukaryota; Fungi; Ascomycota; Eurotiomycetes; Eurotiales; Aspergillaceae. The coding region runs from base 75 to 884 and encodes 269 amino acids.
GAAGAAAGCUAUAACUCAGUCUCUAUUACCAUUGCGUGUUCAAAUUUACCCACUUCUUCAAUAGUUUCUUCAGAAUGCUUCGACUAGACGGCAAAGUCGCGCUUAUCACCGGCCUCGGCCAGACCACCGACGAGGGCUGGGGCAUCGGCGCCGCCAUCGCCAUGAAGCUCUCCCAACAAGGCGCGAUCAUCUUCGGUGGCAACCGCUCAUUAUCCAGUGCCGAGCGAACCAAAGCCCGAAUUGAGAAAGAGGGAGGAAAAUGCGAAGUCCAAGAAACAAACGUCACUGAUUCCACCUCCGUGAAGGCCCUCGUGGAUAGUUGCAUGCAACGCCACGGGCGCAUCGACAUUCUAAUCAACAACGUGGGAAAAUCCGAACCAGGUGGUCCCGCCGAAAUGAGCGAAGAAACAUGGGAUCAACAAGUCGACCUGAAUCUGAAAAGCGUUUAUCUGACCAGUCAUUACGUGCUUCCUAUCAUGGAGAAGCAGGAGACGGGCGGCACGGUAAUCAAUGUGUCAAGUAUUGCCGGGCUGCGGUAUAUCGGGAAGCCGCAGGUGGCAUAUUCCGCUACAAAAGCAGCCAUUAUGCAGUUUACAAAGGCCACUGCGGUGAUAUAUGCACGAAAGGGAGUGAGGUUGAAUACGGUUGUUCCGGGGUUGAUUUAUACGCCGUAUACUCGGGAGCUUGCGAAGCGGUAUGCGCCUGGGGGUGAUGAGGCGGCAUAUAUGAAGACGCGCGAUGAGCAGGUGCCAAUGGGGCGCAUGGGAAAUGCUUGGGAUGUGGCUAAUGCUACGGUGUUUCUAGCAUCGGAUGAGGCACGGUAUAUUACUGGGCAGGAGCUGGUGGUGGAUGGUGGUAUUACUUCUUCUACGGGGAGAGUGUAAAUAG